AUUCACACCCACUGUUUUCAUCUUUCAUCUGACCGUGAAAUCGCGUCUCUUUCCCACCCAUCUUAACACCAAGAUAACACGAACCCCAUUCUUCCACACAUCUCUCAUAAUCUGUCCUUGACUCCCGAGAUUGACUGGAAACAAUAACACUCACGCAAAACUCCCGGUGCCCAUUCACUGACAUCGCGCUCAAGCUCUGAGCUCUCCCAGCUUAUCGGCCCAGUCUUCUCGCAACACUGUCUGGCAAACUCGGACUUGAUUCCAAAGUCGCCGCCCAGUCCACAAGAUGACAAACAGCUCUAAGAUGCUAAAAGAUGCUCAAGCGGGGGAGCUAUGCGACUUGGAACUUGAUUGUGAUGGGGUGAGGCUCACCGUCCACAAGAUCGUGGUCUGGAAUGAGUCGGAGGUGAUCAAAACUGCUUGCAAGAGUAAUUUCAUGGAAGGUCGCACCAACGUCAUCCAGAUCCGAGAUUUCUCUCUAGCUACCGUGAACCGGAUGGUGCAUUACAUGUACCUCGGUGACUAUACGUUGAAAAACAAUUUCAGGUGGGCUUCAGAACCCGCGCAGCCUACCGUUGAGACAAUCUUGAAUCCGCCCACCGCUGCCACAACAGACACCCAAUCCGACCUCAUCUGCUUCUCCGAGGCAGCUCCCAAGACCACCGCCUCCACACCACCCACAACUGCGGAGGCCCUGCGCCCUCAUCUCGAGAUGAGUAUGAUUGCGGGCUACUACAUGCUGCCAGGCCUGGAAGCCUUAGCACUGAACAGAAUAAAAACGACGGCUUCAGAACAGCCCUGGUCGCCUGCUGGGUUCGACGACUUGGUCUCGGAAGUCUAUCCUUCCAUUCCUCAUGAGGCAACUCGAGGUUAUUUAUGCACCAUGGUCGUUGAACACCUGAAUGACUCCCGAGCAACGAGAACCUGUUCCCACAUCUGUUCUCGCGGCAGGUUAUCUCAAUCCUGAAAUCAUUCGAACUUGAGGUAUCUUGUUUGAAGCUUCAGAAAGACCACAUGGAGCGAAAACUUCGAGAACUGAAAGCCAAUCUGGAAAGUAUCAAUGAUAUCUGCGAGUGCCGUCACUGUGGAGAAGCGUUCCAGAGCUAUAUCCAGCUUGGGGGGAGAAAUAGUUCAAAUUGCAAGCUCCGUUGCAGAGAGUGCAGGACUCGACAUGAACCACUGGCGUGAUGGCUGGUCGCUGUAUCUGUCCUUGCAUCCUAUCGAUGGUCUAAUGAGUUCUGGAGUGAGUUUCGCAAAUGAGUCUGGCCCCUGACUGUAUUAUGUCACAUUAUCUGGCUUUGUAUGCUA
This is a messenger RNA of Aspergillus fijiensis CBS 313.89, 1308 nucleotides long. RefSeq names its product BTB/POZ domain-containing protein. The transcript has 3 exons. The record is from RefSeq and is a predicted model, not a curated record. Lineage: Eukaryota; Fungi; Ascomycota; Eurotiomycetes; Eurotiales; Aspergillaceae. Gene Ontology annotation, molecular function: protein binding. The coding region runs from base 287 to 967 and encodes 226 amino acids.